GACAACAGAGAGAGGAUGAGAGAUCCAGAACCCUGCAGAAUGAAACGCACUGAAGAACAAAGAGAGUUGAUUGAAGGGAAUGAAGAACCAAGUGAAGUUGAGAAGAAAAGUCUUGUCAAAACUGAAGAAAAAACUUUGAGUUGCUCUCAAACCAAACAGAAAUAUUUAAAGAAAAGAGCCAAGAGGUCUUCCACUUGUGCUCAGUGUGGAAAGAUUUUCCUAUGCAAAUAUAGUCUUGAUGUUCACAUGAGAGUUCAUACUGGAGAGAGACCGUAUACAUGUGUUCAAUGUGGGAAGAGUUUUGCACAAAAAGGACACCUUAUGGAGCACAUGAACAUCCACCCUGGAGAAAAACCUUACAAAUGUUCACACUGUGACAAGAGAUUCAUUCAGUCAGGACUCCUGAGAAAACAUGAGAGGAUUCACACUGGAGGGAAACCAUACAAGUGUUCACACUGUGACAAGAGAUUCAAUAAGUCCACAAAUCUGAAAACGCAUAAGAGGAUCCACACUGGAGAGAAACCGUACACAUGUGAUCAGUGCGGGAAGAGUUUCACACUAAAAAAACACCUUACAGCACAUAUGAGAAUUCAUACGGGAGAGAAACCGUUCACUUGUGAUCAGUGUGGAAAGAGUUUCACAAAAUCAGAAACCCUUAAAGUACACAUGAACAUCCACACUGGAGAGAAGCGGUACACAUGCGAUCAAUGCGGCAAGACGUUUUUGUGGGCUUCAGUUCUAACAAAACACCUGAGAGUUCAUACAAAGGAGAAGCCACAUUCAUGUUCUUUAUGUGGAAAGAGUUUUUCACGUCUAGAACAUUUGAAAGGACAUCAGAAAAUUCAUACUGGUGUGAGAGAGUACAUGUGCUUUGAGUGUGAAAAGACUUUUAUUUCAGCGAACUGUUUAAAAAUGCACGAGAGGAUUCACACUGGAGAAAAACCGUACAAGUGUUCACACUGUGACAAGAGAUUUAGUCAUUCAGGACGUCUGAAAACACAUGAGAGGAUCCACACUGGAGAGAAGCCUUACAAGUGUUCACACUGUGACAAGAGAUUUAGUCAUUCAGGACGUCUGAAAACACAUGAGAGGAUCCACACUGGAGAGAAGCCUUACAAAUGUUCACACUGCGACAAGAGAUUCAAUCAGUCAGCAAAUCUGAAAACACAUGAGAGGCUCCACACUGGAGAGAAGCCUUACAAGUGUUCACACUGCGACAGAAGAUUCAGUCAGUCAGGAGUCCUGAAAAAACAUAAGAGGAUCCACACUAGUGUAGGGUAUCAGUGCGAAUCGGACAAUUUAAGAUUAGAUCAGAUUGAUGUUGAACAACCCAAAGAGCCAAAUUCCACAAAGAGGCCCAGGAUAAAAAGACAACGUCAUAAAUCUGUCCACGAUACCCUGGCGCCACAAGUCUGAAGCAAGUCCACCAACUAACAGUUUUGAGCAUGCUUGCAGCAUUAAAACAAAAGAACCAUAUUGAUUAUUCCAACUCGGGAAGGAGUUUGUCAAAUAAUCAAGAUUAAUAGUCAAAGAGAUGCACAGCAUAACCAUCACAUCUAAAUCUGUGAUAGAAAUCAAGAGCUACAGACUUCCUCGGAUUGAUUUCCCCAGCCCAGGACAAAGACCAGGCUCCUUCUAGGCCUUUUGUUCCUCACAAAGCACAGCUCACGUUCACAGAAUGACACAGAAACUGUCUUUACAGAUGUAGAUUCACCAAAAUGAUCUCAAAAGGACUUUUAAACGAAUAUCAGUCCAUUGCAUAUCAUAUAUGUAAACCACACAUUUGACUAUCAUGUUCUAAUCACUCAUUGUGUAUGUAUUUUGAAUUGAAUAGUUUAUAGAAUUACAUUCAUGUUGGUAUGUAUGAGUUUGAAAAUUCAUGCUUUUAACAUUUCUAUCAAUCAAUUCUUUGUCAAAUGUGUU
Molecule: messenger RNA, 1923 nt
Organism: Sinocyclocheilus grahami
Lineage: Eukaryota; Metazoa; Chordata; Actinopteri; Cypriniformes; Cyprinidae
Product: gastrula zinc finger protein XlCGF57.1-like
Exons: 2
Coding region: 16-1416 (466 amino acids)
Biological process (GO): regulation of transcription by RNA polymerase II
Molecular function (GO): RNA polymerase II cis-regulatory region sequence-specific DNA binding; DNA-binding transcription factor activity
Source: RefSeq, a predicted model, not a curated record